AUGGAGGCGCAGGAUGACUGCGGAAAGUGGCGCCAAAUCCCGGCGUUCGGCGACUGGAACAUGUGGGAGGAGAUGCCCGUGACCCAGUACUUCGAGCCGGCGGCCACCUUCUUCUUCACGGCGCAGGCAGGGGAGGACGACGUCGACCUCUUCAAGGUGCCACACUUCGCCGCCAACCCCUACACCUACAAGAAGUGCGUCGUCCGAGUGAAGAAGGGGGAGGAGGACGAGAAGCCGAACGCAAACCCCGGUGCCGGUGCUGUGGCCGGGAGGAGGAAGAAGGGGGGCAGGAAGCAGCAGCAGCAGCAGAACCGCCAGCAAGGGAAGAAGGAGCAGCAGCAGAGGAGGAAGAAGCCCAAGGCCAAGAAGGCGGCGGCGGCGGCGGCGGUGGACGAGGACCUCUACAAGAUCUCCCCCAACGUCAUCUGCAAGGUGCAGAAGAAGAAGUUGCUGAGGAACCUGCUGGGAGGGUGCCUGGGCCUCAACUGCAUCGCCUGA
Messenger RNA from Triticum turgidum subsp. durum (durum wheat), 498 nucleotides. The record is from the annotation of a GenBank genome assembly. NCBI's taxonomy places the organism in Eukaryota, Viridiplantae, Streptophyta, Magnoliopsida, Poales, Poaceae.